Meira miltonrushii is the source of this 2258-nucleotide messenger RNA. RefSeq lists its product as uncharacterized. Lineage: Eukaryota; Fungi; Basidiomycota; Exobasidiomycetes; Exobasidiales; Brachybasidiaceae. The annotation marks the transcript as partial. The record is from RefSeq and is a predicted model, not a curated record. The transcript is spliced from 4 exons.
AAAUGGCCACUCCUCUUUCAUCUGACAUGAAGGAGAAAUGGAAGCUUCUUGCGAACUUUAUUGCAUACAAAUUCUGCUUUGAGUAUGAUCUGGCCAUCGAAGAAGGCUUGCGAAAAGCAAGAAGACAUUCUGAUUUGCAAGCCAAAGACGACGUCGAUCAAACUCAAGCCGUAAGAGCAAUCUUUGCCUGCGUUGACUCUGCUGUUAAGGAAGCACAAGAAAAUUUCCCUAAAUCCGAUUUUCUUGCUGAAGCUCAGAAAGUACUGGAAGAUCCAAGCCCUGAAGUCCAAAGCAAGUACGCGAAAGAAUACAUUUACACACCUGAUCUGAAGAUGAACCAUACUUUUUUGCACGAAAAGUAUCAUCCAACUGCAAAUUUGAUCAUCACAGAGGUGUUCUCACACUACCAAAAAGCUGUUGAGAAAGGGAAGGUUGAUGCAUUGACGGAAAUCAAUAUAGACAAUACCAUUUUUCAAUCACCAUUUCAGGAAUUAUACGAUCAUAUCAGCAAGAACUGUAUUGCUGUUAGAGUUGACGUUGAUGCAUUAUUGAAAACAGACUCAUUCCGUGCUUAUCCCUCUCAGCCACUCAAGAGCGCAACUGUCAAGAGCACGAGUCAAUCACAACCAGGUUCGUCAAAACCCAGUACCUUCAUCGAUCUAACUCUAGACGAGGAUGAAGAUGAAAACACCGUUACUCAAGAUCAAAAUCAGCAAAAAAGCCAGGCCAGCGAGACCAAGUCAAACAGCACAAAAGAUUCAUCCAAAGUCUUCUAUUCUGAUGAAAUUCGAAAACGGACGCGUGCAGCCCGUUACUCUGGUGAUUACAGAAAGUACUACGGUACCGAAGAAGAAGAGGAUGUACAGGCCAAUCAUCAAAGAAGAAAACUUGAUGAUUCCGUGGAGAAAGCCCCAAUGUGUUUGGAGAAAGUCGAGCUUGGGAAAGCAGAUGACAAAGCUCCAUUAUUGAGCAUUGAGGAAAUCUUGGGUAAAUCCUUCGUCAUCUUGUUAGGAUUAAAAGAAAAUGCAACGCCCGCUCUGCAAAUGAUCAUGAAUCACUAUAGCCGUGAUACCAUCGUCCAAGCCAUCAAGGCUGGAAUGACAAGUGAUGCACAGAAAUUCAUCACAAGUCUUGUCAAUGGCGAUCAGAUGACAGUGCAGGCUUUGCAAAAGAUGGUUUUGAGGCAAGUAGAACAGGACAAAGUUUCAAAGGUCGGCAUCAUUUUGUUCUUCCAAGAGGGCAAAUUAGAAAAGCACGCCAGCUCACUUUCCGACAUUCAUGCUUCUUUCGUUGCUGCUUCUACUAAGCCUACGAGCUCACUGAUUGCAACUGCGAAAGGUAUACUGCAAACCACUCCCCUGGCUAACGAAUUGCUUGGUUCAGGUCAUGGUCUAGGGAACGAGAGAAAUACGCAUUUAUGUUUUAAUUUAUGGUCACUAAAUGAAACAGUUGAAGCAUUGGGAAUUUUCGAGGUGGACAAGAUCUCCAAGGGCAAGAUUUGGAAACCACAUGAAGUCAAACGUGCAUUUAUGCAUUUUGCGAGAUGUUUGUUCAUGGUAUCAUGUUGGACCGUGCAAAAUGACGAGAAGCUCAAUCAAACCUCACGACAUGCUUUCCCUCGAUGCCAACCUCCGUUAGGACUGCAUGAUCGCCUGCCGUUGUCUUCGUCCUAUCAUGGUAAGAUUACGAAUGAGCAAGCGUCAUCGUCAGGAAGUACGAAUGUAAAAUCGCAUCAGAUGCCACAAAAGACCUCUUCGCAUACACGAACUACAAAUGUUCCCCCAGCCAGGCAGCUCAGUGAAUCAAGUGAUGGAGAAUACGUCCUGAGUAACUCGAAGUCGAAAAGCAACGCAAGUUCCAACAAGCCAGGAACUUCAUAUGAAGAUAAAGUUCAGGCUCUACUGAGCACAGGAUACAAGUGUCUUCUGCGUCCUACAGAGAUUCCCGACAUCUUCCAAGGUUCAAUCUGUCUAUCCCCAGAACAUACCUUUACCUUUACCAUUUCCGAACAGUGGAAUGAUAAGGAAAAUUUGAACUGUGGGGAAGAAGUAAACAUCAGGCUGCGACUAGGUGAGAAUUUGAGGUAUACGAAAGAUAGGAGUGGAUUAGGAGCAUCACUGGAAAUCGUCAAAGAUCCACAAUUGUACCCAAUCUAUUUUACGCGCAGUCAUAGCAAAGGUGUAGAAACCAUUCGCGAAAUCAUCCGAAGUCAAGCAGGCAUUUGAAGUGGCAAUGUAUAUUAUAUCCGUAGUAGAAGC